Molecule: messenger RNA, 1122 nt
Organism: Mytilus trossulus (common blue mussel)
Lineage: Eukaryota; Metazoa; Mollusca; Bivalvia; Mytilida; Mytilidae
Product: microtubule cross-linking factor 3-like
Exons: 3
Coding region: 31-1122 (363 amino acids)
Biological process (GO): regulation of apoptotic process
Source: RefSeq, a predicted model, not a curated record
AAAUAUUUGCUGCAGUGAACAAUAACUGAAAUGGAUGCACCGUCUGCAAAACGUAUACAAAGAAAUCUAGUUUUCUUCAAGGAAAAUAUCACUCAGUUAAGUAAAGUAAUGGACAAGUUAAUCGAGACGGACUCUAUACGUAUGGAGGAAAAGGCGGAGAUACUAACAGAAAAAAGUCUGGACACUCAAUGUCAUAUUUUGCUAGAAUUGUUGAUGAAGCGCGGUGGAUUUGAUUCAUUGAUUGAAGCUCUGAAAAUAUCUGGGAACGGUCACGUGGCUGACAAAAUACUGAAAACUGAUGUUUGCUGUCGUAAAGAUAAAAAUCAAUUACAGGAAGAGGAUACAUUUUAUGUGUUUGAUGACCGGAAGGAAGAAAUAAUUCAAUUAAUUAAAGAGAGAGAAUUGGUCAAAAUGAGGUACACUGCACUGUCUACUAAGUAUAAGACGAUCAAAACUGAUAAUAAAACCAAAUCGGAGGAUAUACAAAGUUUGAACGAGGAAAUCAAUUCGUUACGGUGUCAGUUGGCAGAGGUUGAAGAGAAAGCUUCAAAUAUAAAAGACGAACUUAAAAAGCGAGACAAAGAAAAGGACAAACAUGUCGAGCCCAGACCAAAGUUGUUUAAAGACCGAAAAGAUGUUGGAAUUGAUGCGGUUGAUGGUCCGCUGGAAGAGGUUCCGAACGAUGUAAGGGAUCAAGUUGAUUCCGAAGGAUUACUUUGCAGAAUGGAAGAGCAGACUACCACAAUUCAAUUAUUAACCGAAGAGGCGACACACUAUAAUAAUUUGAUCGCGACAUUAGAAGACCAAAUCGAAGAACUUAAAGCAACCGUAGAUGAAAAGGAUAAAGAUAUUAUGACUCUCCGUAAUAAUGUUGGGAAACUACAAGUACAUCUUCAAGCUGGGCGUCAAGAAAGAGAGAAGAUGUCGGAAGAACUCCGCAAAGAUAUGGAAAACAAUAUGAAAAUUCACGAUGAAAGAUUUGAUCAAAUAGACGACAAAAUGGAGUAUGUAAUCAAACUACUUACAAUUAACAGAAAUUCACCGAGACAACUGGAAAUCAAUCCGAUAAAAUCUCCCAGAAACCAAAAACAAAACAAGUACAAUAAAAAGUUUGGUCGUUAG